Molecule: messenger RNA, 546 nt
Organism: Nilaparvata lugens (brown planthopper)
Lineage: Eukaryota; Metazoa; Arthropoda; Insecta; Hemiptera; Delphacidae
Exons: 1
Coding region: 1-546 (181 amino acids)
Source: RefSeq, a predicted model, not a curated record
AUGGGAAUACCUAUGAGGGAGGAGCAUCUGUUCACCCUUUGCUUUGCAGAUGAUCAAGUGGUCAUAGCCCAGGAUGAGGAAGAUCUGAGUUACAUGAUGCGUAGGCUGAAUGAAGAAUACAAGGAUGCGAGGCUCGAAAUAAACCUAGACAAGACGGAGUACUUGCAAACAAAUAGUGAAGUCACGCAGAAUCUUAAAGUAGACGAUGACGUUGAAAUUAAAGGCACAGAUAAAUUUAAAUACUUGGUUUAUACUAUUACGCAAAACGGGGGUACAGAUGAAGAAAUAAAGAGAAGGCUAGGGCAAACUAGAAGUUGUAUAAGACAACUGCAUACCAUAAUCUGGAGUAAGAGUAUCCACAGAAAGACCAAACAGAUGAUAUUCCUUACAAUAGUCAGAAGCAUAAUGACAUAUGGUGCAGAAGUAUGGGUGACGAACAAGCGAAGUAGGGGUAAGAUUCUGACUGUGAAAUGGAGUAUUGGAGAAGGUGUUGCGGGGUCACCAGGUUGGAUAGACUACGGAAUGAAGAGAUUAGGAACAGAAUAA